Molecule: messenger RNA, 660 nt
Organism: Nicotiana tabacum (common tobacco)
Lineage: Eukaryota; Viridiplantae; Streptophyta; Magnoliopsida; Solanales; Solanaceae
Product: gibberellin-regulated protein 6-like
Source: RefSeq, a predicted model, not a curated record
CACUUUUGCAUCAGCCCUCAUUCACUUUUUCUACAGAAACACUAACAAACUUAUAUGUUCUCAAGAAAAUCAGCAAUGGCCAAGCUCGUUUCAUUUUUCCUUUUGGCUCUCGUUGCCAUAUCCAUGGUUGCAACCACUGUUUUGGCUGCAGAUGCCCAGUACCACCUUGAUGCUUCAAGGUACGGUCCAGGGAGCUUGAAGCCAUCACAAUGCCUGCCACAAUGCACGAGGAGAUGUAGCAAGACACAGUACCACAAACCAUGCAUGUUCUUCUGCCAAAAAUGCUGCAAAACAUGUCUGUGUGUUCCCCCUGGUUUCUAUGGAAACAAGGGUGUUUGCCCAUGCUACAACAACUGGAAGACCCAGCAAGGAGGACCCAAAUGCCCUUAAUUUUACUUUCUGGAAUUCGUUUCCAGUUUAAUGAUGUUGUUGUUUGUCGGUCUUCUUAAUCCUACUGUUAUUUAAUUUCUCACGAAUCAUAGGUCAUAAGUUGUAUGACCUUGGUUCUUCUAAGUGUACUUUUACUGUAUUGCUCCUUUGGGCCGAAUACUUUUGUGUUGCCCGAUAUGAGAGCUGUUUGACCAAUUCUUUUUGGUCUAUUGUUACUAUGUUUUAAUUACUCUUUUCUAAUAUAACAAUGUUCUCCAGAUUUUGUUUCAA